Messenger RNA from Euleptes europaea (tarantolino), 1016 nucleotides. It is a transcript of the gene RPRD1B, whose product is annotated as regulation of nuclear pre-mRNA domain containing 1B. The transcript is spliced from 7 exons. Gene Ontology annotation, molecular function: RNA polymerase II C-terminal domain binding. Gene Ontology annotation, cellular component: RNA polymerase II, holoenzyme. The record is from RefSeq and is a predicted model, not a curated record. Bases 1 to 981 code for a protein of 326 amino acids. Gene Ontology annotation, biological process: mRNA 3'-end processing. NCBI's taxonomy places the organism in Eukaryota, Metazoa, Chordata, Lepidosauria, Squamata, Sphaerodactylidae.
AUGUCCUCCUUCUCGGAGUCGGCGCUGGAGCGGAAGCUGUCGGAGCUGAGCAACUCCCAGCAGAGCGUCCAGACGCUGAGCCUGUGGCUCAUCCACCACCGCAAGCACGCCGGGCCCAUCGUCACCGUCUGGCACCGCGAGCUCCGUAAGGCAAAAUCGAGUAGGAAACUUACUUUCCUGUACCUGGCAAACGAUGUCAUCCAGAACAGUAAAAGGAAAGGACCAGAGUUCACGCGAGAAUUUGAGUCCGUUCUGGUGGAUGCUUUUUCACACGUUGCCAGGGAGGCAGAUGAGGGCUGCAAAAAGCCCUUGGAACGGCUUCUGAACAUCUGGCAAGAGAGGAGUGUGUAUGGCAGCGAAUUUAUACAGCAGUUGAAACUGUCCAUGGAGGACUCCAAUAGCCCCCAACCAAAAGUUACAGAGGAGAAGAAGUCCUUGAAGCGAACGUUUCAGCAGAUACAAGAGGAGGAAGACGACGAUUACCCAGGGAGCUACUCCCCACAAGAUGCCAACCCUGGGCCCCUUCUGACUGAAGACUUGAUCAAAUCCCUACAAGAUCUGGAAAACGCAGCAUCUGGAGAUGCCACAGUGCGGCAGAAGAUAGCCUCUCUUCCCCAAGAGGUUCAGGAUGUUUCCCUGUUAGAGAAAAUUACAGACAAAGAGGCAGCCGAGCGCCUUUCGAAGACUGUGGACGAAGCGUGUUUGCUGCUGGCAGAGUACAAUGGGCGGCUGGCAGCAGAGCUGGAAGACCGGCGCCAGCUGGCGCGCAUGUUGAUUGAGUACACCCAGAACCAGAAGGACGUGCUGACGGAGAAGGAGAAGAAGCUGGAAGAGUACAAGCAGAAGCUGGCUCGAGUAACUCAGGUCCGCAAGGAGCUCAAAUCCCACAUCCAGAGCCUGCCCGACCUGUCGCUGCUGCCCAACGUAACAGGAGGGUUGGCCCCUCUGCCGUCUGCCGGGGACCUGUUCUCAACUGACUAGGGCCCGUGAAGGGGUCUGCAUUCCCUCCCUUUCCC